UCCGCGUCAAGCGAUUCCUCAUCGUUUGCUGAUCCUGAACAAUGCAAGAGGGAAGCAGCGAGCAGGAAUUGAACAGUACAAGAGCUUUGAUUGCGAUAUUGAACUCAAAUUUGGAUCAAAAGAAUCAAAGGAAGGAUAGCGUUCGCAAUGAAUUACAAAAUUUACAAGAGAAAAUCAGAAAGGAAGGUGCUGAAUCCAAAAUACAGAAUUUGGUUUCCCUUUUGGAGAAUCUAAAGUUACUAGAAAGACAAGAAUCUGAAAUUCGGUCUGAUUUUGAUGCAAAACGUUUUUCUCUGGAAGUUGAAGUUAGUGAUUUGAAGGGAAAGUUAGCAACUGGAUCUGAAAGCAAUAUGCUCCCUCACAGUUUAGAUGAUUCCUUAAACCAAUCAUUGGAAAAGCUUAAUUUAACAAAGAGGGAACUUGCAGCUAGACUGAGGGCAAUAGUAUCCAUAAAGCGCCAGUUGGAUAAUGCACCCUCCCAGUCAGAACUCAUCCAGUAUGAGCACCGGUUUUCAGAACUGAAUGCUCAUAUUCAGGAAAAACUUCAGCAAACUCGGAAAUUCUAUGCAACCUUCAAUGCUCUUUUGGAGAUUAAAGAGUUGAUGCUAAAGGAAACUUCUUUGUUGAAUUCCAUAAAUUCACAGUUUCAGGAUGCCAUUGCUAGCCCUAUUGGUCGCAUGAAAUUACUUGAGUCCAUGGAGGGAAUUGUAAAGGGCAGCCAACAGAAGCUGGAGAAGGUGCAAAUUGGUCUUCAAGAAGAGCAGAAAAUUUGUGAUGAUCUCAAAGAGAGGUAUACUGCUGCAGUGGCGGAGCAAAGACGCUGCUAUUCUCUCUUAAAAGCAUUCCAGGAGGAAUGUGCAAAGAAUGAGAGGCUUCGGAGCCAGACUUCUUCCUAACUUAAAGUUGACAUGUUGAAAGCAUCAUCUGCGCAGUCAAAGCUGCAGAUUAUGCGCCUGCUGGGUGUCUAAACGGGACCGAUCAAGUGAUUCAUUUCGGAAAUAGUCAGGGGGAGAUCGAAUCGUCUUGAUCAAAAGCAAAUCUUUUGCCUUACACAGGUUAGCUAGUGUUCUCUUGCUUUUCACGUGCAACUGAUGAUACACACCCGUGGUGCACCCAUUCUACUACACAAACAUUAUUUAUAUGAACUGACAUAAUUAUUGGAUAUACUAAUUUCUUAUUGUAAAAUAGCUGCCUAUUUUAGUGUUAUAUAUGCCAGCAAAAAAU
Messenger RNA from Hibiscus syriacus, 1224 nucleotides. Its product is annotated as coiled-coil domain-containing protein 93-like. NCBI's taxonomy places the organism in Eukaryota, Viridiplantae, Streptophyta, Magnoliopsida, Malvales, Malvaceae. The transcript has 9 exons. Gene Ontology annotation, biological process: Golgi to plasma membrane transport. Bases 42 to 896 code for a protein of 284 amino acids. The record is from RefSeq and is a predicted model, not a curated record.